Messenger RNA from Yamadazyma tenuis ATCC 10573, 1434 nucleotides. It is a transcript of the gene TFB3, whose product is annotated as TFIIH/NER complex subunit. Lineage: Eukaryota; Fungi; Ascomycota; Pichiomycetes; Serinales; Debaryomycetaceae. Gene Ontology annotation, cellular component: transcription factor TFIIH holo complex. Gene Ontology annotation, biological process: nucleotide-excision repair; regulation of transcription by RNA polymerase II; positive regulation of cyclin-dependent protein serine/threonine kinase activity. Gene Ontology annotation, molecular function: cyclin-dependent protein serine/threonine kinase activator activity. The record is from RefSeq and is a predicted model, not a curated record.
AGCAAUGAAUAUUACAGAAGAUGAGAGAGGGAAUGACAUGUGUCCGAUAUGUCGAACAGAUCGUUACCUUUCCCCAAAUAUGAAUUUCUUGAUAAAUCCUGAAUGUUAUCACAAAAUAUGUGAAUCUUGUGUGGAUAGGAUCUUUUCAUUAGGCCCAGCCCCUUGUCCAUAUGCAAAGUGUGGGAAGAUUCUACGAAAGAACAAGUUCAAGAAACAGAUCUUUGAUGACAUCAACAUAGAAAGAGAAGUCGAUAUUCGAAAGAGAGUUUCUACAAUUUACAACAAGACACAAGACGACUUUGAAGACUUAAAAGAUUACAAUCAAUAUCUUGAAAACAUAGAGAAUAUCGUGUUCAACUUGGCAAAUGACCAGGAUGCGCUGAAUACGGAAGCUGAGUUGGUGGCAUAUGAAAAAGAACAUAAGGUGGAGAUAUUGGAAAGACAGAUGAGACAGAGUCAGAAGAAUGCUGACUUGGCCCAGUACCAAGAGGCUGUGGCCCGUUUGAAGCAGGAAAAGCUUAAAAUCCAACAACAUAUGGAAAUGGAAGACUUGGAGUUUAAAAAACAACAGAGACAAGAAGUUUUAGAUAAGCUCUCAAAUUCAAAUGCCAACUCUGAUGAUAUAAUCAACCAGGCAACCAACAAUCUGCUAAAAAGAAGCAACAGCAGAAAGAGGCAAUUGCAACAGAUCAAUAAUCAAUUAGAACAACUGUUCGAAAACAUGAUUCCUGGUAACCAGAAGAAGGUGGAAGAGGGUAAUAAAACACCCUUCACACCCUUUAUGGGAGAUCGGAUGAUCGAGAAACCAUACCGCAUGUUAGCAGCACCUGAAAUAGUUGACAUAAAUGUCAGCUCAGUUGUGAACCUGUACUAUGAUCCGUUCGUGAACCAAUUUGCAAAAAACAAAGAAUUUUUGGGAGCAGGUUGGAGGUUAGAGGCUGUAUAUGAACGUGCUCUUGAAGAGGCAUUUAUGGGGUUGGGGUGUUUCAUUGAAGAGGAGAAGAAGGCUAAUACUACAUAGACUAGUAGUUAUUUGUGUAUUAUACUUGUACAUAUAGGCAAUAGUAAUACUAAGUUCUUUUUCACGUCAAUUGAAUGUGAGUCUAUAAUAGCAGUAGCAAGUCUUUGUUUUGACCCUUGAAAUUUGAUUGGGAGUCUCCCUCAGCAUCUGCUCCAAAGUCAAUCAAUGGUUUGGGCUCGCUGAUAGUCAUGAAUCUAUGGUUUUUCACAACUGGCUCUGGUAGCUGGUUGCUAGUGGCCUGAGGAGGCGAGGAGGUGAAUUCACUGAAGUCAUCAAAAUCGUCAUCUUGGCUAUCUUUAUUUGUUCCAGGCAUCUGAAAAGCCUUAUCGAGGUCAUCGCUUGCUAUGUGAAUUUGAGGCAGCAGUACAUUAGACUCUUGUGUAUUUUCUUCAAUAUCCUCAUUUGUGGUUUUG